Molecule: messenger RNA, 4777 nt
Organism: Mya arenaria
Lineage: Eukaryota; Metazoa; Mollusca; Bivalvia; Myida; Myidae
Exons: 6
Coding region: 253-3873 (1206 amino acids)
Source: RefSeq, a predicted model, not a curated record
GUUCAAUAGUCAGUGCGUGUGGUUGUAUAGAGAAUGAUGACGACCUAACAUCAUACUUCAAGCUAUGGCGGACAAGAAGUAAUUUUAAGCUCGACUGGCUCAAGGAAUAUGAAAGUUAAACUACGCACCAUUGGCGUUGUCAUCACACCUUGGAUAAGGUUUCACAUGUAAUUCCAACAAUUCCUGCAACGUCAGACAGUGUGGAGUCGAGAUUGACUUCACUGACGUUUCAGCGUGAGGCUCAGUACGCAAAUGGCUUCGUAUAAAGACAUUCUAAAAGAAAAAGAUAACCAGAACUGGCUUAAAGGAUCCCUCGCCUUCAGGAUCACAAAGGCUGGCCUACGAGGCCUAGUUGAGGGGGACUCCCGCCGCGUUCAGCAAAAGAUCCACUCUUCAGUCCUCCAACCCAGGCACCACACUCCUGGGCAAACAUGCAGCCUCUGUCAGACAGAAAAUAUCUUUCAGUGUCCAACAAAAGGACUGUGCUCACAUCCGCGAAACUGCAAGUUCCACAACUCUCCAUUGAAGAUAUACCGACCUUGCCCCUCACAGAUUUGCGAUGUCUUUCGGGAUGAAAUAUGGACUGCCCACAGAUAUGGUGGACCGUCUUGGAAGAAUACCAAAGCCGACCAAUGGUGUACAAACCAUUGGGAAGUUGCAAAAUGCUUUAUGCCACCGGAUGGCUACUAUGAUGUCACUUCGUACGACGAGACAGACUUUAAUGGUAUCAUUAGUGUUAUGAUCAACUGUACGGAGCUCCAACAGAAUAUGUCGUUCCCUAUUAGCAACCAACCCAACACAUUAACUGAGGCUCGUGAUAUAGGCCGCAGUAUUCGCCAUUCCCCGGAUCUCAAGGUGACAGACACAGACCUAGCUGGCUACUUCGCCACUUUGAACACGCUUCUGACAGACUCUACAUUUCUGGCAAAGGACAAGGAUGCCCAGCAAGCUGUCCUUGAACUGAAACAGCUUGAAACAGACGCACUUCCAAUAUCAACCGAAGACGUUCGUGAACUAUUAGAAGAAGCUAGAGCGACGAUAGAAGCUGGCAAACGUCAGAUAGAAACCGGAAAGAAAGAGCUAGAAUGCGUUGUGUCGCACGGUAAAACUGCCAUUGAAACUGGAAUCCGUAAAUUAGAUGAAACGGUGUCUCAGGGCAAAGCGGUCAUGGAAUCAGGUACUCGUCGACUGGAAGAAAAGUUUUCGGAGUGUCAGACUGUCUUCGAAACCAGAAAGCUUCAACUAGAAGAUGCAAUGACAACUGCUAGGAUGGCUACAGAAAGAGGGAAACUCGAGAUUGAAGAUGCAGUUGCAAAGAGUAGAGACGCUGUUGAAGUCGGUAAAAGAGAGGUGGACGAAGCCUUGCAGAGGAUAAAAGCCGUUUCUUCCAUGUCAGAAGCAGAACAAAGAGAAGAUCUACGUCAACGGCUAGUCAAGUUUUAUCAGAAGCAACUCAACAGCGCACCCAUAUCGCCCCUGCUGUCGGACAAGGCCGAGAGGCUGGAUAAGUUUUACGUCCCUCCGAAGAUCGUGGCGAAAGACCAUAGAAGAGUUGGAGACGAUCGACAACACAACGGUUCUCCUAUUUCCACUUACAAACAGAUUUUCUAUACAGAUCAGGGAUUGGCCAAUACAGUUUUCCUUGUCGGCGAGGCAGGGAUGGGGAAGUCAUCAUUUUCCGCUAUGAGCACAAUAAAGUGGGCUUCACAGUUUUCUGUAUCGAUUAGAGACUCUGCAGAAAAGGGUUUUGAUCAAGAUGAAGAAGAGAAGAACCCUUUUGAAUGUCCGCUAUUGAACGACAAGGGUUUAGAUCAGGGAAUAGGAGUGAGGAACGUCUCUGCUUGGAGGUCAUUGGAUGGCUCCGUACGUUUAAAAUUUCAUGUCCCAAAAGAAUAUCAUGAACUAUUACGUUCAUUGUCUGAUAAUGAUAAACCGUAUGUACAGUCUUAUAAGAAGGAAUUUUGUGAAUUAUUGGCAAAGCCUAUGUAUGAUCUUCUUCAAGACGAGGACACUCUUAAAGAAAUCGAGUUUAUGUUUCACCUUAAACUGAGAGAUUGCUGUGAAACCUGUGAACUGUCAGACAUGAUUCGAGAUCAGCUCAUCAACAGUAUAUACCCUCCAGAAGAGAGGGUCGCUGGCUACUCAACACUAAAUCGUGUGUUGUCAAACCGAAAGUGUGUCAUCAUAGCAGAUGGGCUGGAUGAAUGGUCGCAUCCUACUGAAACAAAGUGUGGAUGUUCGCUAGAAGACAAAGCUAUUCCUCAUUUAUCGCAAACGUUGGAUGCAACUGUUUUGAUAACAUCGAGACCCUGGCGAAUGUCCCAAACCCGUGUUAAAGACACAAAAAUAGGAACAUACUUAGAAAUAAAGGGAGUGUUAAACACACAGCAAUUGGUUCAGAAAACGCUAAUUUGCAUGAAUGAACGAGUUGCAGAAAAGAGAAGAUGUCUUGAUUUUAUCAUAUUUGUUGCCAGAAAGAAACUUAUGCAUCUUAUUUCAGUGCCUAUCAUAAUAUUGUUGCUAGUUUGUCUGUUGAUUGAGGGAGUACAUGAAUCAUUGUCGCUGUGUGACAUAUACGCAUACAUGAUGGACAUGAUGUUUGGGAGAAAAUCGCUCCCUGUGCCUAGGGUUGCGCCCGAAAGCACUCCGUUGCUUCAAUGUUUCAAGCAAACUGAACAUGUAAAAAAGUACUACAAUAUCGUCUUGAAACUGGCACAACUUGCCUUCGAGAAAUUGUUUUCGAGGGACAAAAAAUCAUCCCUGGUGUUUCAAAAUGUAGACUGCUUGAAACCAGAGGAAUUCCUGUUCGUUCUGAAGUCGGGUGUCAUGCGAGAAACAAAGUCUCAAUCUCUAAUUAGAAGAUCAUCGAGUUUCUCAUUUAUCCACAAAACAAUACAGGAAUUCCUUGCUGCAGUUCACAUUGCUUACCAUACCGAAGAUAUUCAAAGAAUAAUUAAGCCAAAUUAUCAUGAAUCAAUUCAGGAGUUCUUAGGUUCAAAUCAAUCAUUGGAGAAUGGUUCAAUGAGAAAGUCUGAUGUCUCGCAGGUUUUCAUCUUCAUGUGUGGUCUAAACAGAAAAGCUGCACAAGAUAUUUCUGAUAUGAUGUCAAUUGCUGUACUGGAGCACCGUGACUGGCAAGGUGCUUCAUAUAUGCACUGCGGGUUGGGUAUCGAAGUACAACACGCAAUGUGUUCUGGUUAUAGAGAAUCAAAAGCCAACAAUGUACAGAAUAUUCAACUGACACUAGUUAGCCUUUAUAUUCAUCAUCAGGCUAGAGAUUUGCCAACCUUAAAAACCUUGAUUUCGAUGAACAAGUCUCAGAUACAACAUAUAUUUAUCCAGGUUACACCGGAGAAGAUCAGCGAAGAGGAGCUCCAGGAUUGGUUCACCAGCUCAAAGGACACACUUACUCAUGCGGAAAUAAAUUACCGUGUUGGACAAUAUGACCUUUCUGCUUGCUGCCGUCUACGUUAUUUGUCAAUUGAAAGCACCCUGACAUCGAAUAUCAGGAUAAAUACGACAAGUUUAGUAGUGUUGAAGUUACAGGAUGUUUCGGAAAAGGUUGAAAGUAGUAUUUUACAGUCAUUAGAACACAAAUGUGAGCAAUUGAUGACAUUCAACAUUGGACGUAUUAAGAACGUUAGGUCAUUUUGUAAGACACUUCCCAAGCUGAAUCAUUUAAAAGAAAUAAGGAUCGAUGAUACAACCCUCGGCGAUCACUCACUACUCCUCCCGCCCUGUGUCAACGUUGUUAACAUGAACGUCGUGAUAAUGUCACCGCGAUGCUGGAGGGAUCUGGAGGAGAGGGUGGCGAACUGCUCUCACCCUGUGCAUCUCUUUCGUUUCUGUUGCACUUCGAAACCGAUCGCAUAAUUUGAAGACAUCAAACGGUGUUGAUGCUGUUGAUGAUGAUGAUGAUGAUGAUGAUGAUGAUGGAUUUUUUGAGUUUAUAAGAUGAUUAGAUUCUUAAGUGAGAAUGUGAACUUUUUAUUGUAUGCUUAAACCUUUAUGUUGGUUGGUAUUUAAUGGCAAUCGUGCACUGAAGUAUUGAUGACUUUAAGCCAUUCCGGAAAUAACGUCAUUAACAAGUUUAGGGCGCGCUUCCGUCGGACUAGGCCAACAGGACGGUCAACAGCUUCAAAUCAGUGAGUGUAUCAACACCUGUGAGAUAUUUUUUGAAUCUCGCUGAUGACAUUCUACAAACCAGCGAAAAGCAUUAAAUAAAAGGAAUGCUUUGUAUAAUACGUUGUAAUGCUUAAUAUGAAUAAAUAUAAUAUUCAAUAUGCUAUAAAAUAUUCAUCCUGAUAAGCAAAGUAUUUGGAGAAGAACUUUUUUGAAAUAUAUUUAUCUUUCGUUCUAAUCCUUUUCUAGAUUGUACAUGUGUUUUCUGUUUGUCUUUAUCUUAUGUGUGUCCACGCUGAUGAAUAAAAUUUGUUUAAACUAAAGUAAUAUUUGUUUCACAAAAUGUUGAACCAAAGGCCGUUUUAUGGUUUCCUUCCUACAUUUCCUCUAUAUCAUAUAAUAUUUUUCAAGGAUUUAAUGUAUAUUGGUUUGUUUACCCCGGGUUUUACUAGGUGAAAGUGGGUGGUAUUGGAAUCACGUGCGUCGUUAUAUGAUAUGCCGUGCACAAGACCCAUUUUCCAACCUUCAAGAUCAAAGUAACUUCUGAACUAUGUUUUGCUAUAUAAGGCACACUCAUAAUAUUUCGUGUCGGGUCAAUAUCUUUCACCAUAACAUGAGGAUGUGUUGCGCUCAACGCCUAUACCUUCAAUCAAAG